AUGCACCCUUGGGUAGCCAUCCUGGGCCUCCUACUUCUUCUGACAGAUGGUGUAACCUCUUACAGUCAAGUGACUGCAGUGGCCGGUCAGUCUGUCAGGCUACCCUGCUCAUAUACUGGAGAAAUCACAUCCGCAUGCUGGGGCCGAGGAAAAUGUUCUUGGCUGAGCUGCGGAACAGACAUUAUCCAGACUGAUGGAUACAACGUUAUUUUUCAGAAGGACAGACGUUACCAACUAAAAGGAUAUAUUGGUGAAAGGGAUUUGUCCUUGACCAUAGAGGAUGCUGACCCAUCUGACAGUGGCUUGUAUUGCUGCCGUAUUGAGAAAAGAGGGUGGUUCAAUGACAUAAAAAUCAUGCAAGAGUUGAGUAUAAGGACAGUUAAAGGCUUUCACAUGGUCGAUGAAGUAGAACACGGCUUGCGCAGGGCCCGUCCAGUGGAUGGGGCCUGCAUCGUCGCCUGCAUCAGUGCAGCGGAUGCCAGCUCUCCUCCCGCCUCCCCCUCCCCCACCGUUGUCCGCACAGUUUGCUCCCGUGCUGCCACCGUGCUGGCCUCGACGCUGAUGCCUGAGUGUCGCCCAUUUUCCCAGCCUCAGGGCCUUGUCAUUAACUGUUGCCGCAGCUGA
Molecule: messenger RNA, 624 nt
Organism: Budorcas taxicolor (takin)
Lineage: Eukaryota; Metazoa; Chordata; Mammalia; Artiodactyla; Bovidae
Product: hepatitis A virus cellular receptor 1-like
Exons: 4
Coding region: 1-624 (207 amino acids)
Biological process (GO): phagocytosis, engulfment; positive regulation of mast cell activation
Cellular component (GO): cell surface
Molecular function (GO): virus receptor activity; phosphatidylserine binding
Source: RefSeq, a predicted model, not a curated record